AUGGUGAAAAAUAAAGAAGUGAGCAUUGAAGGAGCUUUGCAUUUGGCACAGAAAGAGGUUUAUGCUGAAAAGGAUUCACAGGAUUUGCUAACCGGCUCACAAUUUAACUUCAGCAUCUACAAAUACAAACGUUACCGGUGGCAGAAACGAAUUUUGCAGAUUGAUUUCAACACAAAGACCAUUUUUAACAUUGAGAAAGGAAUUAUUAAGAAGCAGUUCCCUUUCUCACAAGUCAAAGCCUGUGAAGAUACUGAAAGGAGGCGCUUCAGCAUUGUGUUUCAUGGGCGACAAGAUUAUGAGCUGGAAGCAGUAUCUCUUGAUGAUAAAAGGAAGAUAACAUACCUUCUGAGCAGGGUUAUACAGAGCAAUUCAUUCAAGAGACCAGCAGAGUCCUGCUCUGGAAGACCUGCAGAAUGUGACGUGAUACAUGAAGGACUGCUGGAUUUGCAGCAAAACACUUUUACAUCCACUGAAUGGGUGAAGUACUUGGUACAACUACGUGAAGGAGAAUUGACUUUAUAUUGCAUAGGCCCGGGAGGAAAGAACAAGGCUGCAGACCCCGUAACAAAUACAAUUAAUUUGUCAGGUGGUAAUGUGAGUGUCAGCGAGGAGAAUGGAUGCAGUACCUUUUCAGUUCAGACCAAAGAACGCAAUUAUUUGUUUCGAAUACCUUUUACGGUCCAAACUAGCAGGACUGAGGAUGUUAGCAAGCUCCAGAAUGAAUGGGUGUCUCUCAUAGCAAGGUACUGUCAGCUGGGCAAGGGUGCCUCGCUGCCUCGGGAGGGAUCUCAAGGAGGCACCUCCCCUGAAGCCGAUUAUGUGGAUUUUACUGUACCUCCAAAUGAACCAAAAGAGGAGGCCCUCCACUUUGGUGGGAGUUCUGCAACAACCAGUCUGAACAAGUCUUCAAGCCCCCAGACAAAGCCUGCAGAGGCAGACACAGCCCCAGCAUCACUGUCUCUUCCGCUUCCCAUGAGUAAGGCAGAGGUACCACCAGCCCCACCUGUGCUCCCACAGCCCUACAGCCUCUCUGCACUGACAAAGAGGACCAAAGCCUUUCACUGGGAUGUUGUUCCUUGUGAUAAGAUUCAGAAAUCUGUCUGGGGAUCAUGUGACCCAUGCAAGAAAAAAAUAGAUGUAACCAGACUCUGUGAUCAGUUCCAGAUCCAGGACAUGGCAGUAUUUUUGGGCAAUGAACCUUCAGUGAAUCAGCACAUCAUGUUAGAUCGAAAAGUUGCACAUAACUUCAACAUUUUUCUUAAAAGUUUCCAUAUAAAACCAAGUGAGCUGAAAGAAAAACUAUACCUUAUACAUGAAGAGAGCGGUGGACUUACAGAUGAGCAGAUUACAGCACUAAGAAGAUAUAUGCCAACACCAAAGGACGCAGAAAGGUACCAGUCAUUCAGGGGGUCUCCCUCAGAGCUGCAUGUGGUUGAUCAGUUCAUGUUAGAGAUGUGUAAAAUCCCCCACUUAGGCCAGAGGCUGGAUCUCCUGCUUACCAUACGUGAGCUCCCUGUGAGCAUGAGGGAUUUGGAGCCUGUAA
This is a messenger RNA of Phaethon lepturus (White-tailed tropicbird), 1543 nucleotides long. RefSeq lists its product as uncharacterized. NCBI's taxonomy places the organism in Eukaryota, Metazoa, Chordata, Aves, Phaethontiformes, Phaethontidae. The annotation marks the transcript as partial. The transcript has 10 exons. The record is from RefSeq and is a predicted model, not a curated record.